Lytechinus pictus (painted urchin) is the source of this 1666-nucleotide messenger RNA. RefSeq names its product 10 kDa heat shock protein, mitochondrial-like. The coding region runs from base 304 to 612 and encodes 102 amino acids. Gene Ontology annotation, cellular component: mitochondrial matrix. The record is from RefSeq and is a predicted model, not a curated record. Gene Ontology annotation, molecular function: protein-folding chaperone binding; metal ion binding; protein folding chaperone. NCBI's taxonomy places the organism in Eukaryota, Metazoa, Echinodermata, Echinoidea, Temnopleuroida, Toxopneustidae. The transcript is spliced from 4 exons.
CUUGCAAAGUAGAUAAAUUAAUCCAUUUGUGUGUAUUAAAUGUGAACGACGAUUAUUAUUGUCCCUUUUCUCUGUCUCAUAGACGAUGUAUGAGAUGAGUUUAUUUAUGAAAGGGGAAUUUUAGAGAGGUUUUUAAGAAAGGGGGAGGGGUCGUCAAUGCGUACGCGUACGCGCGCGGCAGCAUUGUUUUUGCUAAACACGUGUGAUUAGCCGAGCGGACCUGUGCUGUGCAACAAGGGUCGAGAUCGAGACUGCCGGAUAGUCAAAAUUAAACGUAUCUUAGGGAAAUAAACCUCAAAUAAAAUGGCUGUUUUCAGGAGAUUCAGACCACUGUUUGACCGGAUCCUUGUGGAACGACUUGUCCCCGAGACCAAGACCAAAGGAGGUAUCAUGAUCCCAGAGAAGGCUCAGCAGAAGGUCAAUCAAGCUACCGUUGUAGCAGUAGGAGCAGGGUCUAGAGAUUCAUCGGGUACUGUGCACAAGGUCGCUGUAGAUGUUGGUGAUAAAGUUCUACUUCCAGAAUUUGGAGGAACCAAGGUUUCAUUUGAAGAGAAGGAAUAUUUCAUCUUCAGGGAAGGCGAUAUAAUAGGAGUUCUGAAUGAGGAAAAGUGAUGGAGAUUUAGAACAAUAUCUAAUUAUAACAUGUGACCACAGCCAGUGUUGACUCCUAUUCGAUGCAUGUAUGAUGUAUGGUGUAAAUAUGAAGAUGAUUUAUUGGUUGGAUGAUGGUGUUGCUUUUCUACAAGUAUUUGUCUUUGUAUUUUGAUAUGUUGCAGUCUUGGAUUUGCCUAAAAUGGAAAGUUCAAAUAUUAUGUUAAUUUACUCAUUUCCGUUUGCCUCAUAAAGGCUCAUAUUAUAUUGAUUAAUGAUGGGAAAAUGCGUCAAUACAACCCCUUUAUCUUGCUUUUAACUCUACCCAGUCCAGUUUACACAGAUUUCGAAACUGCAUAGCAUGACCAUCUAACCCUGCUGCAAUAUUAUGUUACUAGUCAUACAAAUAUUUUUAAAAGGGUGACAGUAUCCUUGUAUUUCAACUACUAUCACUGUCAUAAGAUGGCAAUUUGUUUUAGAUACAUGUACAAGAUUUUAUCAGUAAUGAUUUAUAUCAAGCCCCCCUGUGUAAAGCAACACUUAAAUUUUUCUUGGUAAUCUGUUACCCUGGCUCUGUUUCAUGAAGCUUGUCAGCACUGACAAUGUGUCAUUCUCCAAUAGUUACCAUAGUAAACACUUACAAGCAAUUCUUGGCCAAUGGGAACCAAGAACUUCACUGAAAUUGUCAUAGCUGACAAUGUAAUCAGUGUUGUCAACUUUCAUGAAAUGGUGUCCACUAGUUUAUUUCUUAUCCUAUCAGUAUUGAAAAAAAUAGAAAGCAAACUGGCUCUGUGAUUGUAUACUAUUCUGUUGGCCUGGUGCUUUAUACAUAUUAAUUACAUGAACAUUGUAGUACUGACAACUGUAUUCUUAGCAUCAAUUCCGAUGGUCGUUGUGAAUUGCUCCUUGCAUCCUGAUGCUUAUCUCAAGUUUUGGCUGUUAAAUCAUCAUUAACCAAAAUAGUGUUUGUACUAUGUACCUUUGAGGUAUGGAUAUGUCAACAUUCAUGAAUGAAUAGCACCAUGUAUGUAAAAUUAUGACCUGAUCAUGUUGAUUAAAACUGAAUUACAUUGUA